Paramecium pentaurelia is the source of this 612-nucleotide messenger RNA. The record is from the annotation of a GenBank genome assembly. Lineage: Eukaryota; Ciliophora; Oligohymenophorea; Peniculida; Parameciidae.
AUGUUUAAGAUUUUUAGAUAUGUUUUUAUUGCAUAUUAAACCUAUAAAGCAAUUUCUAAUUAGAAAACAUUUUAAAUUAACUCACUAUUUAUCUUUCUUAGCUACUCAUUAAUGGGUAUGUGUAAUUCAUAAAAAGCAAAGCCUGACAAUAAUGAUAUACCUAUCAAUUAAAAACAGAAAUCAGAAGAACCAAAGUCAAAUGCUAAACCAUUACUCGAAUAAUACCAUAAACUAAAUGCUUUAUUGGAUCUUCUUGGCAAUCUAGAUCUCUUGGAAAAAUAAACCUAAGAUCAUAUCAAUCUGCUCUAUAUGAUUCGCACCAAUAUUAAAAUACUCAUCUAGUAUAACUUGAAGAAAAUCAUGAAAGAAAAAAACAUAACCAGAAUUUCUACUAUAGAGGAUGAAGAAUGGUUAUAUACUGAUUCAUUAUUCCUCAGUAGAAUUAUACCAUAAUACUAACAACUUAAUAUAGUAUUAGAAACUUUAUUUCAAAAUGACGAUUUCUAAAACGCUUUUCCUAUUCUUAUUCAUGGUUUCUAUUAAAUAAAUGAAUCCAUCAAAAAAGUUCCUAUUUAAUAUACCUUUACUAAAACUAGGAAUUCAACCCUAUGA